AAGACUUGCGCUAUAUGCACUAUAUAAAGUAUACUGAGAAACAGCAUAAAAUAUAUUGCCAGCURUAGGAAAUGGCUGAGCAACAACAAGAACACAAUACUGAUUGGCAGCUUUGCGCCAUUUGUCAAGAACAUACAGAUGAACCAUUACGAUGUYCUGCCGACUCAAAGCGCUUAGACAUAGGCACGGGAUACGCAACAUUAGCAGUGAACAUAGAAAAAUUCGCCACCAUGAAAUGUUUGCCGAAAGAGAUAGAUAUAUCAAGGCUAGAYGAAGGCUGUGGGAUGAAGGAAACAUUCAUGACACGUGAAGCACGUUGGCAUAAAAGUUGCUAUAUCUUAUUUAACACUACCAAGUUAAAAAGAGCUGAAAAGCGUCAGGAGAAGCAACAACCGACUGAAGGAUCUGGCGGGAAGUUCACUCGAUCAACUGCAAGUACACCAACUCAACGGAACAGUCGUUGUGCAUGUUUUUUAUGUGACAAAAUUGAUAAUCGACCUCUUCGUAAUGUCUCUACCUUACCGUUAGAUACUAGAGUGCGUCAGUGUGCAGCUGUAUUGAAUGAUGAAAAACUAUUGGCCAAGUUGAGUAGUGGUGACUUGAUUGCCCAAGAAGCUGUUUAUCAUAGCCAAUGCCUGUCGAUGUUGUACAGAAAUGCUGCCUAUGUGCAACGUGAAGGAAGAGAUGAUGACGAGAUGCCCCAUCGUUUAGAGGGAAUUGCUUUAGCAGAGCUUAUAAGUUAUAUGGAAGAGUCUCGAUCUGCUAACGCAGAACUACUAUCAUUUAAAUUAGCAGACCUAGCACGAAUGUAUAAAAACUGCUUACAGCAGCUUGGCAAAGAGACACCGGCUAGAGUUAACACAACUCGUCUAAAGGAGCGCAUUCUUCUCCAUGUUCCAGAACUGCAUUGUUAUAAUAGAGGUCGUGACGUUUAUUUAGCCUAUUCACAUGAUGUUGGGACUGUGCUUCAAAGAGCAAAUAAAGAAGACUGUGACGACGAAGCUAUACAUCUUGCAAAGACUGCAUCUAUCAUUCGCAAAGAUAUGAUCGCUAGUAAAUAUACAUUUACAGGAUCCUUUGAGUCAAAUUGCCAAGAAAGUUCUGUGCCAGCAUCUUUAUUAUCACUGGUUAACAUGAUACUCAAUGGACCAAAUAUURAARCGCAAGCUCGCAGCCAAGCAAAAGGUCAAUCCGCCCUAACUAUUGCACAGCUACUGCAAUACAAUACCUACAUUCGUCGCAGAGAUGGAGACAUCAAGCGGGAACGGCGAAGCAAGUCUCGUGAGACUCCACUUCCUAUAUAUGUAGGAAUGACUGUGCAUGCCAAGACUYGCAGUCGGGAGCUCGUAGAAAUCCUACAUGAUCUAGGAAUAGGCAUUUCUUAUGACAGAGUUCUUGCGAUAUCUACGUAUCUGGGAAAUGAGGUCUGUCGACGCUACACUGAAGAGGAUGCAGUUUGCCCUUUCAACCUUCGGUUCCAAUUAUUCACGACGUCAGCUGUUGAUAACAUUGAUCACAAUCCGAGUUCAACGACAGCCCGUGACUCUUUCCAUGGAACAGGGAUUUCUCUAUUUCAGCAUCCAAGCGCAGAAAAUCCUGGUACAACUCGAGCUACUAUUGAUAUUUCAAACUCAUCAGCAGCUGUUUCAAAGUCAGUUAAGCCACUUGCGACAUACACAGAUGUUACUCCAGUUCUAGAGUUACCUAGGGAGUAUAAAGUUCCAGCUAUUUCAGCAACAAUAACACCCGAUGAAAGUUUAUCAGCUUACUGCCUUGACAAAGAAAAGCCAUGGCUUCAGCAUUCAAGUCUUUAUUCAAGCGAAGAAAUUCUACAAGAAAGCAAUCUAAUAUCGCAAAGUCUGUAG
Messenger RNA from Exaiptasia diaphana, 1865 nucleotides. RefSeq lists its product as uncharacterized. The transcript has 3 exons. The record is from RefSeq and is a predicted model, not a curated record. Bases 72 to 1865 code for a protein of 597 amino acids. Lineage: Eukaryota; Metazoa; Cnidaria; Anthozoa; Actiniaria; Aiptasiidae.